This is a messenger RNA of Pelmatolapia mariae (spotted tilapia), 8342 nucleotides long. It is a transcript of the gene dgkg, whose product is annotated as diacylglycerol kinase beta. Gene Ontology annotation, biological process: lipid phosphorylation; diacylglycerol metabolic process; intracellular signal transduction. Bases 788 to 3487 code for a protein of 899 amino acids. The record is from RefSeq and is a predicted model, not a curated record. NCBI's taxonomy places the organism in Eukaryota, Metazoa, Chordata, Actinopteri, Cichliformes, Cichlidae. Gene Ontology annotation, molecular function: ATP-dependent diacylglycerol kinase activity; calcium ion binding. Gene Ontology annotation, cellular component: plasma membrane. The transcript has 27 exons.
CACUCGGGGAGAGAGGGAGAGAGAGAGGGAGCGAGAAAAAACAGCAGCGAGAGAGACAGAGAAAAAAAGGCUUAAUUAAUUCAGACUGGAUGGGAGGGAUGUUGCUUCUGUCCCUGCUGAGGCUCCAGUCAGUGCCUCUGCUGUCGUGCUGCAUGUAGCCGAGUGUUUGUGUGAGCAGAGAGGACGACUCGGCGGCUGCUGCCUGCCUCUCUUUGCCUGCCUCAUUGGGAACCAGACACCAGUCCAGUCUAGCCACGACUCCACAUCCCGGAGCCUGCUGACUGACUGGCAGUCUGUUGGACUGGACUAGCUUGGUCUCUACUAAACGACUAAACAAGGAUGUUACUUGGACUGUAGUGAGAGCAGCAAUGGCCAGAGGACAAAAAAGGGAUUUUUGUUGUUGACAUGCUGAGAAAACUUGUGCCAUCUUCCGGUGAUCAGGAUCAGUUAGCAGCCUUUGUGGACAGACUUCCCAUUGGUCUCAUUGCUUCAGGGGCUGAACUGGAUCGACUAGACUAAAAUCCUAUGCUAUUUUAUUUUGUGAUUCAAAGGGACAAAUUAAAUAUCCAGGGAGGGAAAUAUAAACAUCGUCUUUCCUCCCCCACUGUUCAUGUGGCCUCAGUUUUUUCAGCUUGCCCUCCUAUGGUUCUCGUAAAGUAGGAGCGAUGACAUCCCAAAACCUCUUCUUCUCAGUCUUUUUACACAACGUGACCGAAGGAUAGCCAUCAGUUCCCACUGCAGCACUCGUGGACUGACACCAAGAGCCCAGCCCCUGGCUUCAGGCAGCAUGGGAGACAGUAGCUGGGUGUGUCUGAGCCCGGCUGAGUUUAGCCAGCUGCAGCAGUACAGUGAAUACUCCACAAAGAAGCUGAAGGAUGUGCUGGAGGAGUUUCAUGGUGGAGGAGUCCUUUCCAAAUACAAUCCAGAGCAGAAGCAAGACGUUCUCAACCAACCUAUUGACUAUGAGGGCUUCCAGCUCUUCAUGGUGACUUAUUUGGAGAAUGACAUACCAGAAGAGCUUUGUCAACAUCUCUUUACUUCCUUCAAGAGCAAGACGGGAGGCUGUUCUCCAGACCAGUCUCGGGCAGGAACGAGCUUAUUGGAAGCCCGUUCCAUCGAUGCAGGCAUCUCUAUUCAGACCGAAGUGGCCUGUGCUCCCAUUACAGGGAUGAAUGGGAAAAGCAUCCUGUCUGCAAUAAGCCGACACACACCAGAGCACUCCAGUGUGAUGAGCACAGCGGGUUCAGGAGCGACCACCUCCCCUUGUUCAUCUCGUUCCUCUUCACAGCGUUCAGGGACAGGGGCCCACACGCCUGGGGGGCCCCACCUAUCACCCUGCACCCGAGUCAAAACCUUAGAAGGCAGCAGCAAUGCCCUGACCCCUAACACUGGUCCUGCCAAGUCACCAGUCUCCCCUAAGCUUUCACCAGAGAGGACCCACUCUGAGAAGCAUUUGUCACUGCGGAGGAGCCCAUCACCUCAGAGAGCCUCCCCCCUGCCGUCACCCCAGGUGGUCUUUCUCAAGGACAUUGUCUGCUACCUUUCCCUGCUGGAGAGGGGGACGCCUGAAGACAAGUUGGAGUUCAUGUUCCGGCUGUACGACACAGACGGCAAUGGGGUCCUGGACAGCUCGGAGCUGGACCGCAUCAUUAAUCAGAUGGUGCAUGUGGCAGAGUAUCUGGAGUGGGAUUCAACAGAACUGCGACCGAUACUGAAAGAGAUGAUGGAAGAGAUCGACUACGACCGAGAUGGGACGGUCACCUUAGAGGAGUGGAUCAGAGGAGGCCUCACCACCAUCCCUUUACUCGUCCUGCUGGGCAUGGAUACGAAUGUGCAGGAAGAUGGGCAGCAUGUUUGGCGUCUCAAGCACUUCAACAAACCAGCCUACUGUAACUACUGCCAUACCAUGCUGCUCGGAGUGCGCAAACAGGGCCUCUGCUGCUCCUUAUGCAAAUACACAGUACAUGAACGCUGUGUGUCCAAAGACAUCGCUGCCUGCAUCAGCACCUACGCCAAGUCACGCAGACACACCAACGCUAUGCAGCAUGUAUGGAUGGAGGGUAACUCUCCUACCAAGUGCGACCGCUGUCACAGAAGCAUCAAAUGUUACCAGGGCCUCACUGGCUUGCACUGCGUCUGGUGUCAGAUCACUCUCCAUAAUAAGUGUGCAUCUAAUGUGAAGCCAGAGUGUGAUGGAGGAGCCUUGAGGGACCACACUCUGUUGCCCUCGUACAUCUGCCCUGUCGUCUUGGACCGUCAUUCUGGGGUGAAGCGAGGGGAGGGGGAAUCACCUCCCAGCACCAGCCCUGAUGACACCAAUCAGACUUUUAAAUUCUCCCCUGGAGACGGACAAGCACUCCAGAUAACCCCGCUUCCAGGCACUCACCCACUUCUGGUUUUGGUCAAUCCCAAGAGUGGAGGGAGACAGGGGGAGCGGGUACUUAGGAAGUUCAGGUACCUGCUAAACCCGAGGCAGGUGUACAGUCUGGAUCAAGGAGGGCCGAUGGUAGGGCUCAACUUUUUCCAUGAUGUCCCUGAUUUCCGGGUUCUUGCUUGUGGAGGUGAUGGCACAGUGGGCUGGAUCCUCGACUGUAUAGAUAAGGCCAACUUUGCCAGGCACCCUCCGGUGGCCAUUCUUCCUUUGGGCACAGGGAAUGACCUGGCUCGCUGCUUACGCUGGGGAGGAGGUUAUGAGGGUGGCAGCUUGGUGAAGGUCCUUCGGGACAUUGAGCAUAGCGCCGAGGUGGUGUUGGACCGCUGGAACAUAGACAUCAUCCCUGACGACAAGGAGGAGAAGGGAGAUCCUGUCCCCUACAGCAUUGUCAACAACUACUUCUCUAUUGGAGUGGAUGCCUCAAUCGCCCAUCGCUUUCAUCUGAUGCGUGAGAAGCACCCUGAGAAGUUUAACAGCAGAAUGAAGAACAAGCUGUGGUACUUUGAGUUUGGCACCACUGAGACCAUAUCAGCCACCUGCAAGAAACUAAACGAAUGCAUAGAAGUGGAGUGCGAUGGGAUCAUCUUAGACCUCAGCAACACAUCCUUAGAAGGCAUCGCUGUGCUCAACAUUCCCAGUAUGCAUGGCGGCUCCAACCUGUGGGGCGAGACCAAGAAGAGGAGGAACUAUAACCGCAUGAGCAAGAAGGUUCCUGACAGGAUGCCGGCCAGCACCGUCACAGACGCCAAAGAGCUCAAGUUUUGCAUGCAAGACUUUAGUGACCAACUGCUGGAGGUGGUUGGCUUGGAGGGGGCUAUAGAGAUGGGGCAGAUCUACACUGGGCUGAAGAGCGCAGGACGCAGGCUGGCUCAGUGCGCCAAUGUCACCAUCAGGACGUCCCGACGGCUGCCAAUGCAGAUUGAUGGUGAGCCCUGGAUGCAGCCUCCCUGCACGGUCAGGAUCACGCACAAGAACCAGGUGCCCAUUUUACUGGGCCCACCUCAAAAGACGCCUUUCUUCUUCUUCAAGAAACGCAACCGGAGCCGUGAUUAGAACAUAAGCAUUUACACAAAUGAAAAAAACAGACACACACACACAUAUACAGUACAUAUAUACACACACGCCCACUGUACAGGCAGCAAAAUGGGCAAACUGGUACACUGCACACAGUUUGAACACAGGAAUAUCAUACGGACAAGUGGAAAAUUCCUCAUGUUGGGAUGCCUACAGACAAUUGAUUCCCAAAGUAACCUGUACUGAUGGCUAACAAAACAAGAGGACUCUCAGUAUAUAGUACCGACCUACUCCUGUGUAACAAUCAUCCUCCAAGUCUUGUCUCAAACUUUUCAAUAUGGGUUUAGUCUCAGCCACUUUUAAAAUUUCUAAGACUCUCAGUCUAAACCACCCCCUGCUCAACAAACUCAGCCAUAUACCAGUACUGCACUGCCUCCCAAACACAACUUUGGCUGCUGGGAUUUCUGCACAGCUCAGAAAAGAAAUAAAGGAAGUAAUUGUGUGGGGAUGGAGGAUGGAGGAUGUAAAGGAACCAGCUGGUAUGAUGAGAAAAACUACUACAGGGUUAAAGUAAGAAUGGUAUGGCAGUAGCUGUGGCUGUUUACAAGGUCAGUGAGUAAAUAGAGUAAGAUCCACCUCUUUGUUAUGAAUAAUGAAACAGCGGUUGCUUGUAAGAGCUCGCACUCCAGGAUGUCCCCACAGACUGGCAACACAGUACAGCCAAGGAAAGGAGAGGAGUGGAAAGCCUCAUUCAUUAUUGACUUAUUUUGUUUGUGGAUUGUUCGCAUUGAGGCGUAACAGUGGUCUGGAAUAGGUGGAAACAUGCAGGGAGCUCGGCCUCUUAGCAUGACUGGCCUACAAACAAAAACCCUACAGUAUUCGCAGAUGUGCAGACAAUCUGGAAGUAGACUUCAGGCUGUCUCCAUAUAAACCAACUAGAGACUAGACUAAAAGUAGAGCUUAGAGACACUCUAGUUCAUCUUUGCUUUCUCGAGGAGCUCAUUUGUCAUCUGUGGCUGCACACCAUCACUACGAUAAAGAUCAAAUCAACAGCAGCCACUGUGCAUGCUUCUAGAGGACUGGGAUAAAUCCCCUCAAGGGCAUAAGAGCAGGGCCCCUGGGGUUUUUAUUUACCAGAGCAUUGACAAGAGGACUAAAUUUAUCCUUCUAUUUCAGGGAGUGUCUAUCUCUCCUUUACUGAAACCUUACCCUUAAUAACAUGUCAAACAUCAAUUCACAAUGUCAAGUGAGCUGUCAGAGUGCAUAUCCCAGUGCCAGUAGGGCACUACUGCAAGGUGCCAUGUGGUGGGAUUCAUCAUUUGUCAAAACAGAAGGCCGUGUGCUUUACCUGAGACGAUGGAGUUCAUUGUUUAAAGAAUGUAACCAUAUUACUGUUCCAACAAAUACGGCAAAGUAUAUUAUAAUUUAUGUGCGGACAAACUAUAUGUAUAUUUCUGGAAAGUAGAUGUAGGUCAUGUAUACUAUACACACAAAUGUGUUUUUAAUAUAUCAUUGUUAAUAAUGUGGAAUUUUUAGCUUAGAGGGGCUCAGAUCAGUGUUCUUCACCAUGCAGAGCUGCUGCAGUUGUUCUCUGAAGACAGUUUUCUACACUGAUGCAGAUCGUUACAUUUGAAUCUACUGUCCUGUCGCCUUCACUUCCUAGGUGGUCUUGUACACAGUGAGUAAGGAACAGGGAAAAAUUUCGAUUUUGCACCAUUCAUGGCAAAAUGAUCUCAUGGUUCAAAUACUUAGUUUGCAGAGCUUUUACAAUAAUCUUAUAUCAACAGCCGUGCAAUGAAAGCUGAUUGCAUAUCAGAGUAAGAUAAGAUAAGAUAACCUUUAUUAGUCCCACGCAUGGGAAAUUUGUUUUGUUAUAGCAGUGGACAGUGCAAAGUUACAUAGAAAAAAUAGAGAAAAACACUGGAAUAAGAUAUCAAUAAGAUACUAUAGAUCAAUAAAUCUAAAUGAAUAAUGUGAGUUUAUUGCAGAUAUAUUGACAGAAGCGUUUCAGCAAAUAAAUCAAAAGAAACUGUAGUAUAUAGAAGAUGAAUGUAGCCUCUGGGUCUGACAAGUGAAGUCAAUGCCGAAGUGCCUUAAACCUGAAUUUGGUAUUGUGUCCAGCAGGGGGCGACUCCCCUGGCUUAAAAAGACUUCUGGUUGUAUUGAAGUCUACGAGAAAACUGCCCUCAGUCCCCGUGAUUUGUGACAAGAGAUAACCUUUUCCUGAUGAAGUUAUGGUCACAGUUGAUAGACAAAAGUCUUUUUAAAUACACCAUGAUGUUCAUUUUGUAAUUUUUUUUCUCAUUAGAGUAAAAAAGAACAUUAGAAUAACAAAUUGGAUUGCAGCUCGGCUGCUCGUUUAGAUCCACCCUUUGCCUUCACUUCCUGAUUCAAAACCACAAGAUUAAAAAGCUCACUUUAUAACUAAUGGCUGACAUGAGCAUCUUUUAUACACAGCCUAUGCUACAAACAUAUCUGUAGUCAUGCUAGCAGCUACAUCUCAGCUGCAGAAGCUCAGAGCAAUAAGCAAGUGGUGCAAAUGCUUACCUGAACAGCCAACUAAUGGUACUUUCAGCCAGUCUGUUUCCAUUGUGGUCAAGGAUCGACACAACUUAAAAGUGAGUGAAUCAUUUUGCACCAGCUUUGACUUGACUUGCCAGUGUGCCAAAACAGCAAUGUAGGGAUAGCUGCUCUGUCUGGGUUUGUCAGCCAGGGUCUGUGAGCAAUUCUGCUGAGCAACCAUAUUGAGCCCCAGCCAACAGUUUUUAGGGUUGUCAGAAAUAACUACAACACAGUAGAUACUUCUUUUCAGCCUAGAAAGGGCCCCUAGAUGGGAAACCAAAACUUCUAUGGGAAUCCAAUCAAUAAGCAAUUACCAAAUCAGAAUCAUCCAGCAAGUUACUCAUUAACAAGACACUGAAAAGAAGUCUUUGCUAGAAGUCUAAACAAUGUUGAGAUUUGGUUGAAAGGUGAAAACAGCAUAUAAAAAGCCUCCUUGCUAAUAAAUGUGGUCAAAAAAUAAACGAAUUAUCUUCAAACCCACAACUUUCACGCUGUCAGACUAGCAAUGGAAACAAUAACUUUUGAUUGUGUGAAAGCUGGUAGAAAUAAGCUCACCAUGCAACACAAAAUUCAACAAUAACAUAAUUCUCAUGUAGACAUCUAUAAACGGCGAAAACAUUUUACAUUUAAAAAGUUGCGACUCAUGAGUAAUAAGAGUCUGUGUACCUGUGUGAUUAAAAUCAUUUCACAAUCAAAUCAAAUCUCAACUGAAUAUUGUAUUGGAGAAAGAAAUCACACAUGGCUUUGGGUCUUUAAUGCAGCCUUUGACGCUUAGCCUGCUUGGUGACUUCCCAUCUCCUUCUCUCCAUCUUUUCCUUCUCUGUGUGUUUAUAUGCAACCAUGGCAUGUCAUUAGCUUUCUGUGUACCCUCUGAGGUUUGUGUUUUAUCCUGUUUGCUUUUAGUGCUCUCUCUAUACUCAUUUUUCCCUCUUCCCUUUGCUCUCUCCACCCAACCAGGUGAGGCAGAUACCAGCCUCUCCCUGAGCCUGUGUCUACUGGUCACCAGGUGCUUGCUCUUAUUCGAUAAGCUGAUUGUUGAGGUUCUCUCUCUGAUAUUCUAGGGACUCCACUUACUCAGAUGACUGUUAAUGGGAAAUGGUGCUAUAUAAACAAAACUGAAGUGAACUAAAAUUGAAUUGAAUUUACUUUUUUUUUAGUAAGAAAUAAAUAAGGUUUAUUUAUAUAGUGCUUCACAAAGUGCUUUACAAUACAGAAGCAGGUAUACACCAAAUUAAAAUAAACAAUCUGGAAAGCACAGUAACCUUUGGUCUUUAACCUGGACCUAGUUGCAGCCAACAAGGAUUUUUAUAUAGUCUUCAAAAGUCUUUUCACUUUUCAACCAAAUUUAAAGAUACAUUGUUUCAAAGUCUGUGACUGUUGGACCAAAUUUAGCCUAGAAAGCAGUGUCCAUGCUGGUUACUGAUAACAUAGCAAAUAGACAGAAAAGCGUGCAACCGUCAACUGAAAUUGUAAGGGCAGUGGAUCAAAUACUCGUGGAGACAUUUGAGUGUUGACUAAUACCAAAUUUAUGAAUAUGUAAAUUAUUCCAAUUACUUCAUGCUUUUCUUUUCUUUUCUUUUUUUGAAAAAUAGGGAUCGACCACAAAAAUCCAGCAUAUAAAGGUGACAUGUGGACCUUGAAUGAGAUCAUUCUGUUUAAAACACUGAUCUAAAUCUCAAGAAAAAUGACUAAAAAUGUAAUCCCAAACAAGUAAUGUACACCUCUCAGAGAGUCUAAAUGUGUAUGUGUUACAACUAAACAAGAUGUGAGUUUGUGGAAAACUGUCCCACUGAUAUGACUGCAGAGAUGCUCUGAUGGUGCAAACUGAGCUCCGCCGUAGGGUCAGGCAUUCAUGCCUUUGUACUCUGGUUCCCUUUAAAAGCACGCCGAGUCUUCCCUCUCGCACCCAGGCCCCAUAAAAACACACAAGAUGUCCAGCCAAACCCCACCCAAACGUGAUCAGCAUCAUUCAGGACGCUGGGCGGAGUUCAGGUUCAUCAUGUCAUUCAAAUAUAAAGCCAUUUAGCCUAACUGGUAAAUAGUACAAUACUGUGGAGAUGUCACAACAGCAUAUCGUUAUCCUUUAAUCGGAGUGAGUGGAGCCUGGGUGCAGAGAGAGCUCAGUGAUAAAAGAGUGCAUGUUUACAGUAACUUUACAUUUAUUGAAAGAAUGGUUUUAGACAGCUAUAUUACCAUGUGUACAUAUUUGUUUACAAUAUUUUAUCUGAAGUUAACUUACAUCACCGCAUGCCUGCUGAAACAAACUGAGAGUGAACAAAAAGGAGAGUGUGGACCAGACUUAUUUCUCUGCAUUAAAAAAGCAUAGCACAGA